AUGACCAGAAUGGCUAGGUCUGUAACAAGAACGAAAUUUCUGGAGCCAUGGAUGAUUGCGUUGAUUGUCCUAGCAGUGCUGGUGGCCUUAGCCAUUGUCAUUGGGUUGCUUGUAUAUUUUUUGAUAUAUGAUCAGAAAUUGUUCUAUUACAGUGUUUCCUUUAGAAUCAAUAAUGUACAAUACCAUCCUAAUUUGGAAAAACAGACCUCAAAAGAUUUUAGAGAGCUGAGUACAAACAUUGAGACUUUGAUUAACCAAGCAUUUCAGGGUACGCAUUUAAAGAAAAAAUUGAUCAGAACACGUGUGGUAAGACUAAGACCAGACAGUGACAGAGUUCGGGCAGAUGUGGUGCUGGUGUUUAAGUUCAUUGGUACUGAUAGUAGAGUGGCACUCUGGACAAGUGUUAACACUGUUUUGCUGAGGAGACUGAAGUUGCCAACAUGGCCCUUGAGCAUUGAUCUUUCAUCUUACAAGCUUUCAGGUUGUGGAACACGAACAGACAGAUCUGAGGAGAGAAUCUAUGGAGGAAGCGUUGCAGGGGAAGGGGAAUGGCCAUGGCAAGCCAGCCUCCAGCUGAAUGGUGUUCAUCGCUGUGGGGCGACACUGAUCAGUAACACAUGGCUCGUAACAGCAGCGCAUUGCUUUCGAGGAGUCAAGGAUAUCAAAGGUUGGACAAGUAGUUUUGGGGCCCGUUUGAGGCCUCCAACAAUGAGAAGGAAUCUUCGCCAGAUCGUUGUCCAUGAGUAUUAUGCAAAUAAUGUCAUGAGUCAUGAAUAUGACAUUGCAGUUGUGCAGCUCUCAUCUCCUGUGGAGUUUACAACUGCUGUGCGUCGUGUUUGUCUUCCAGAGGCUACACAAUAUUUUCCAGAGAACACCACCUGUUAUGUCACAGGGUACGGUGCUCUGAGAGAUGACGGCCCCAGUGUCAGUGAGCUUCGUCAAACAGAAGUGAAAAUUAUAGGCAAUGAAAUUUGCAAUAGAAGAGAAGUGUACAAUGGAGCUAUUUCAUCUGGGAUGCUGUGUGCUGGAUACCUGGAAGGAGGGAGUGAUGCUUGCCAGGGUGACUCGGGCGGUCCACUGGUAACUUCUGAUUCUAGAGGAAUAUGGUACCUUGUUGGCAUAGUGAGCUGGGGAGAUGAAUGUGCCAAGCCGAACAAGCCUGGAGUUUACACACGAGUGACUUACUAUCGAGACUGGAUUGCUGCCCGUACUGGAGUCUGA
Molecule: messenger RNA, 1221 nt
Organism: Varanus komodoensis (Komodo dragon)
Lineage: Eukaryota; Metazoa; Chordata; Lepidosauria; Squamata; Varanidae
Product: transmembrane protease serine 11A-like
Exons: 9
Coding region: 1-1221 (406 amino acids)
Biological process (GO): proteolysis
Molecular function (GO): serine-type endopeptidase activity
Source: RefSeq, a predicted model, not a curated record